GCCUUUUGUUUUAUCCACUGAUAUGCCACCUCGGUUUUUUUUCAUUACUAUCCCCCAGCUUCGAAUCAAGGCUUCGAACAUUCUUUACGCUAUUGCUCUCUAAUGGCGUCUGCGAGCCUUUUAGCUGGCCAGGUUCCGAACAUACUUUACGCUAGAAGUCGAAGAAACCCUAGCUUCCGUUCUUCUUCACUCUGUCAUAGUUUCAACAUAAAAAGUAAUGAAAGUAUUGAACAGUCAUUUUCUUGGUCAUAUAUCAGAAAGGCCCAUCGGAGGAAAUCUCUUCAACUAUAUGGUUUAUUUGGUGGAAAAAAGGAUAAGAGUGAAAAUACUGAUGACGUGCCAUCGAAGGCAGGGAUUCUAGGUAAUAUGCAAAAUUUGUAUGAGACUGUUAAGAAGGCCCAAAUGGUAGUUCAGGUUGAAGCUGUCCGUGUUCAGCAAGAACUUGCUGCGGAAGAGUUUGAUGGUUAUUGUGAGGGUGAGCUAGUCAAGGUAACACUUUCAGGCAAUCAACAACCAGUACGCACUGAAAUCACUGAGGCUGCAAUGGAAUUAGGUGCUGAAAAGGUAGCUUUGCUGGUAACUGAAGCAUACAAGGAUGCACAUCAGAAAAGCAUUCAGGCUGUGAAAGAGAGAAUGGGAAAUCUUGCCCAGAGUCUCGGAAUGCCACCAGGCCUUGGUGAUGUAUUCAAACAAUAAGGAUUCUAUGCAAGCUCAAUUUUGUACAGUAGCUGAUACAGCUCUGUUCAUUGCCACUCUUGUAAUUUCUUUCUUCCUUCCUUUUAGAAACAUCAAAACUCUUAAUUAUAAAUUCAAUAAUUUUUAUUCAGCCCAACUUUACUCGAUUGAUAUAUCUAUCUUAAUUGAUUUAUAGCAAUAUGGAUAUUAUUUUUUUAUG
This is a messenger RNA of Dendrobium catenatum, 895 nucleotides long. RefSeq names its product nucleoid-associated protein At4g30620, chloroplastic. NCBI's taxonomy places the organism in Eukaryota, Viridiplantae, Streptophyta, Magnoliopsida, Asparagales, Orchidaceae. Gene Ontology annotation, molecular function: DNA binding. The coding region runs from base 103 to 696 and encodes 197 amino acids. The record is from RefSeq and is a predicted model, not a curated record. The transcript has 7 exons.